Messenger RNA from Schistosoma bovis, 5195 nucleotides. The record is from the annotation of a GenBank genome assembly. NCBI's taxonomy places the organism in Eukaryota, Metazoa, Platyhelminthes, Trematoda, Strigeidida, Schistosomatidae.
AUUAUUUCUUAUGUACUGUCUCGCUCAUGUCUUGCUAAUGAGUAAUGCUUUGCUGCUUAAAGCUCCUGAGGAAUCGAUAUCAUAAUUUGUAUAUUCCAACCACGAAGAACCAUGUUCCACUAUUUCGAAGCUAUGAUUUUGUCUUGAGCGCGUGUUUUCAAAUUGUUCGUCACAGAAAUGGAUGAACUCAGUUGGGGUGUUGAACUUUGGGAUCAAGUAGAGAGUCUUUUUAAACAUGAAAUCGAUCAGAUCGGGCUAACUGAGUCCUACUUCAAACUUUUCUCCGAUGUCCAAAAGUUACAGCAUGAAUUUGGAAAGAAACUAAGGAAAACGGUUUCUGUAUAUUUACCGAGGAAGAAACCCGAUGUUGACGAAUUAUCUUCUGUUCUGACAUAUUCAAGUAUCGUUCCACAGAUACUUGAAAUGGGUGUAACACAUGAGGCUAGUUCCAAAAAACUUAAUGAAUCUGUUGUCAAUCCAUUGAAAACUCAAGUCGAAAAUGAGAAGAGAUCCUUGGAAAAACAGCGUUCUCAUUGGUCAAAGCUAAACGCGACCAUAGAACAGUCGCGUAAACAGUUAGAAUUAAGCUGGCAAAAGUAUGUAACCAAUUUCAAAGAAAGGCAGAAAGCAUAUGAGGUUUCGGAAAAGGCUCAAAACGAUAUCCAACUAGCGCGGGUCGAUCAACAGAAGUUUGAAGCUCUUUAUCAAAGUAAAAUGCAGUCUUUUGAUCAAGCUAGUAGAAAUUACGUCGAUGAAUUAGCUAAAUACAAUAUAGCCAAUCGACGUUACUUCAGCACAGAUAUAGUGACUUUUGUAGAUGAUAUGGAAUGUUCAAGUCGUAUGCGAAAUAAUCGUACUCGUGAACUUUUACUGAUGGUCACCCGCAUUAAUGAAGAAACAAUUUCCAAACUUACUAGCUGCAACAAGCUGAUUUCUGAGGCUGUUUCUGCUCUUGAUUCCUCCUAUGACUCAGCUAAGGUAAUAAAGAGGUUGCAUACAGAUGAACAACCUCCUGCUGAUUUACCAUUCCUUGAUUUGGAUAAAUGUCCUCCAGGUAUUUUGGAUGGUUCUGUCUCAGAACUGGGAGCUUUAAUACUUGGUGUCGAGUCAGCAGAAUGUUCAAAUCAGUUAAAUAACUCAGGAAGUGCUAUUUCAGGAAGCGGGAUGAUGAGUGGACUCAUUCGGUCUACUCACAAGAAUUCAAAGGAUGAAUAUCUUAGUUUACGCUCACCAUUUAUUUGUGGCAUUAGUGUAAAAAGUAUAAAAAAUACAGAUUUAACUAUCAGACAAGUUGCUGACCGGAUAAAAGUACUAAGGGACUUGGUUAUGAAGACUGAUAAUGAACUACGAAGUACCGAUCGUAUGAUUGAAUCCUGUCGGACAAAUCCUAAAUUCGGAGAUAUGGAAUGCUUAGUUCGAGCAGGUGCUACUUACAGUAGACGUUUAAAUUCUUUAAAGCAACACAUUAAAGAACUUGAGAAAUAAUAUCAGAUAUUAGUUAUGACAAAUAUACUAAUCUGUCUUACUCUCCCUGCAAAUACAUGUAUGGAAAUACGUAGAACUGUAAAUGUGAAUAAUUAAGUAGAAGAAAAUUGUCAUACCUUAAAUAGAAGUUCACUCAAUCUUUAAUCAAUGACAAAGAAACAAAACAGUCUUUAUUGAAGUUGUUAUUGAAAGUUUUGCUCUCCGAUUCUCUCGGAAAUCAGUGUAUAUAUCGAUAUAUAAUAUUUAUCGGUAAAUAUUUGUUUAGAUUAUGGUUUAGCAAAUAUUAGCUCACUAUUCGUCAUGACAAUUAUUUGAGUUCGUAUUUUGUUUAACUAAUACUAAUACUAAAAUCAGCUUUUGUUGUAGCGUGAACCAUAAACUUACACUUGGUAGAUAAUGAGAAAUCAACAAAGAGUUACUUUUUAAAACAUAAAAAUCUUGGUUAGUUAAAGUUGUAUGUUUCAUGCUUUGAACAGAUAUAUCAUACGAAAAAAGUAAGAUGUAAACCGAUAGAUAAAUUGAUAAACUAGCUAAAAAAUCAUUAGUGUUUAUGUAAUUAGUUAAUUUGCUCAUUUUAUUCGAGACCGUGAUUGAAAACUAUAAACAAAUAUAUUUCAACCGUAUAUCUAUCAAGUGAUCAGUCAUAAAUGACGUAGAAUAUGGCACACAUGUGUAUAGACACAAGUUGUCACAUCUGAAUGUGAUGAAAAAAAGAAAAAAAUCAAUAGGAUAAAAAGAUCAUAAGAAUCCCAAUAAUGAUAUUAAUAAUAAGAUUCAUAAUGGCGAAAUGAAAACACAACGAGAGCAUUCGAUUUAUUUUGAAAAUAACGGGUUAAUGUGUGAACAAAAUACAAUUAUGAACUAACAUUCCAAUUUAACAUCUAGAAAAAGAUAAAGAUAUAAACUACUGUGAUAAACAUCAAGCUAUAACUUCACCUAAUGCGUCUAACCAUGGAUUACGAAUUACCCACUUAUCUCGACCAUAAAGUCUGCAUCUUCAAGUGACUGAGAAAAUUUGACGAAUACCACCUGAUACUGAGUAUUCAAGGGGUUCUUAAUCGUUUAGACCAGUUUCUUAAAACAUUCAAAUAUUGCAAUAAACCUUCGUGUCUCGGAUUUGUUUCGGCCAAAUAAUUACGAAUGCUGAGCAUACUUACUCACGUGCUUUUACAAAAAGAAGCUUACAAGCUACCGCGAUGUUUGCUGGAAAACGUAAAUGUUGACACCAUAUUUAAUGGAAUAUUCUCCUCUUUGUUUCUCUUUUGAGGAAACUACCAGUCAGUUACACUAGAAUGCAUGAAUCUAAUGUAUGGUGGACGAAAGUGAAUAGUUGUCUUAGCUGAACUGGUAGAAAGCUUUCUCCAUUAAAGGUGAAUGACAGACACUGACUAUUUAAACAUAAAAUAUAUUUUUGAAUAAUUAGAGUUUGAGUGUAAAUUAAAGGGAAGUUUUCUUUAAUACUAGAUAAUUGAUGCUGAGUUUUUUAGUAUAAUAAAAUUAAUAAUAAUAUUAGGUACACCGAACGUUAAUUUUAGCCUUGUUAUUGUUGGUGACACAGAGAAUCAAGUCAUCCGAAUAUCUCUUAAACAUUUACUUGUGUAAAUGCACGACUAAGUGGAUUCGAUCUUCAACUUUGAAGCCAAGCGAGUUUUUUUUCAGUUUUGGUGGUGUUGAGUGCUGUUGGAAGUAUGUGUGGUUAUCACUUCCCUGUUGCCCACACCGUGGAAGUGUUCUUCUAGAGGUACCAUAAAGGGAAAUCGCGUUGGAGUUGGUCUAGUGACCUGAUAGCAUGACUGCAGUGCCAAAGGGAUAGCUGCUUGAGGCCGGUCAAGCACGGCUUUUCGUGAGUAAUUUUUGUGUUAGCUCCCUACUUCUUGAAAUUUUACCACUGGGAAUGGAAAUCUGUGGGAUUAGGCUAUUAAUUGGUUUAUCAGUUCACAUCUUUAACAUUUUGGUUAAGAGUUAGAGCAUACGAAAAUACUACCACUAAUUACUUGUUUCUAGAUACCUUUUGAUCUGAAUUAUAGAUGUUGAGUUCUCUAAGUUUCUAUCAUUAAUUAUAAUGAAACUAUGAUUAAGUUGCUCAUUAAAAAAUGUGAUCAUUUUUAGGUGAAAUUCAACAAUCUAGGUGGUGAUCUAGCUUAUACAAAAGCUGAAUCAAUAGCUGAAAAGCUUAGUUCACGUGCUGUAAUCAAUAAUAACACAAAUACUUCUAAGGUUCGAUCUGUAAAUACUAAAUCUCUUGAUGAUGAUGAAGAUGAUGAUGAUGAAAGUGAUCAUUCAUUUGAUUCGGAUGCUGACGUUGCUACGAAUAACAGUAAAGAUGAUAGUACUGUAAACAGCAGUUCGGAUCUACACGCAGGAACUCGAUAUGUUGGCUAUGCUUCUGCUCUGUACGAAUAUGAAGGUGAUGGGAGUACAUAUUUAGCAACAAAGCCCGGAGAAUUGUAUUAUGUUUUAAAAGUAGAUUCAACUAAUUCUGGAUGGACAGCUGUAGUAUCUGAAGAUGGAACACGUCAAGGUUUUGUUCCAACUGGUUACAUCAAUUUAACCCUUUAUUGAAUUGUCAGUUUUUAUCAAUUUGUUAAUUUUUGUCAUUUCCACCUUCCCCUAAUUCUCAAUUCAAUUUUACUGUUAAUAUGAGUAUUACAGCUCUUCCAGUUGAAUGAAUUAGUAUUUUCCUCUUUUCAUUAAUAUUGAAAAUAAUAUAUUGGUUUGUACAUUCACUCCUCUGACUUAAUUAUUGACACUUUAAUCUUUAUUAUUUUCAAUUAUUAUCACUACUGUUAUGUAUGACUAUUCUUAUUCUCUAAUAGUUGACUUUAAGUCUACACAAUCAGCUUAAUUAUUUGAAAAUUCCACCUCUGUACACCAGUUACUUUUCACAUAUAUUACAAUAAAUGUUAAAUGUACAAUACAUUAAUCAUUCAUAACACCUUGAACACUUAACACACUAGUGCCUUUACUCAUGAUUCACUGCAACUUAUUGAUUGAUGUUAUGAUUGUAUUAUCUCAUUGUUUUUCUUUUCAAUAAUGUUCACCUUUUAAAAACGAAAGUCACCUUAUCGUUAACAUUCAGUUUGAUUUUGUAUUCCAAUAUCAUUAAAUAAAAGUCAACUAGUGGUAUUAAUUUAUUGAUCAUCUAGUCUUUAAUAUUUCCAAUAUAAUUUAUCCAAUUUGUCCAUUCCUAUUAUUGCGUAAUCAUUAAGCUUGUAUUCAUUUAUUUAUUUUUUCAUUUAUGAAACAUGUUGAUAAUGAUGUUUCGCAAGAUUUGGUUUGCUUAAUAUGUAUUCCGUUUUCUAUUAUUUUCUUCUAUUCAAAAACGAUAUACCCUAAUUCUUGUACAACAUACACUUAUGAACAAUAAAAUGAUUUUAAAAACAGGUAUGACACUCAACAAUUUAUUUGCUUCAUUGUCUGACUGCUGAAUCUAUUUUCAAUGCAUCAUAUUUGCGAACCUCUGUUUGAUUUCAUUAUUUUUCUCAUCUUUUUGUCUGUUUUUUCCUAACUAAUUUUAGCUGACGUAAUUUGGUAAAUUGUGUGGUUGUAUAUUUUAUGUAUUAAUUUUUCUACAUAUAAAGAGGAUACUAUAUAUAUUGGUGUUUCAGUUAUGCUAGAUACUAACGCCUUUCUCAUCUGUUGAUUGGUAAGUGGCAUGGUAGCCUUCAAUUCACCUUGUAGUUAUUUAAUAAACCAUAUGUGUUUACCCU